Sporisorium graminicola is the source of this 888-nucleotide messenger RNA. RefSeq lists its product as uncharacterized. Gene Ontology annotation, molecular function: hexosyltransferase activity. Gene Ontology annotation, biological process: dolichol-linked oligosaccharide biosynthetic process. The record is from RefSeq and is a predicted model, not a curated record. Lineage: Eukaryota; Fungi; Basidiomycota; Ustilaginomycetes; Ustilaginales; Ustilaginaceae. The transcript has a single exon. The coding region runs from base 1 to 888 and encodes 295 amino acids.
AUGGUAGCCACGGCCAACACGGCACCACCUUCCAUCAAGGAGCAACAAGCCGGCAAACUCCGCAUCUUCGUCACUGUCGGCACCACGCGCUUCGACUCGCUCCUCCGUGCCGUUCUCUCGCAGGACUUUUUCGACGCGGUUGCUCGACUCGCUCCCCGGUCUUCAACGGAAGACGCGGCUCAAGUGCAAGUCGUCGUGCAGUAUGGAAACUCUUCCAUUGCGGACAUCCUGACCAAUUCGGCGCUGGCAUCGGUGGAUGAGGGAAGUGAAAUCGUGCCCGAACCAGGGAUGCGCAUUGUCAACGGUCGACGAGUCUACCAGAGUGGCGCCAACAUCCAAGGCCUCGAUCCCGGACGAACAGGCACCAUCUCCGGUCUGCGUCUGCGCACCGUCUCCCAAGAUGCACGAAGCGCUGCGGAUGCCAGACACGCAGGGAAAAGCAUCUUCGACCGCAUCCUCGACGAGGCCAAAGCCAUGCAAGGCUUGGGAACCGGUACCAUGGCUAGCUCGACACUCCAGGGGGCAACGCUGCAAGCCGAAACAUCGCAUGGCAUCCAGCUGGAGCUUUUCCAGUUUGCGCCUGAUCUGCAAUCGUACAUUCGAUCGGCCGACAUUGUCAUCAGUCACGCUGGAUCCGGCACGAUCCUGGACACGCUGAGGAUGCGCCCUCACCCGCCGAGCUUGGUGGUGGUGCCCAACACGUCGUUGAUGGACAACCACCAGGUUGAGCUGGCUCAAGCUCUAGGAAAGGACAGGUUUCUCCUCGUGGCGUCCGAAGAUUCGUUGGCAAACGACGUGUGCCGAGCAGGAAGCACGGUCUUCGAACCUUUUCCCGAUUUCGAUCCGUCCCGAUUCGCAGCCAUUGUAGAUGAGGCGAUGCAGUUCUAG